This is a messenger RNA of Cyphomyrmex costatus, 3646 nucleotides long. RefSeq names its product serine/threonine-protein kinase GL21140. Lineage: Eukaryota; Metazoa; Arthropoda; Insecta; Hymenoptera; Formicidae. The record is from RefSeq and is a predicted model, not a curated record. Gene Ontology annotation, biological process: intracellular signal transduction; protein phosphorylation. The transcript is spliced from 6 exons. Bases 137 to 3481 code for a protein of 1114 amino acids. Gene Ontology annotation, molecular function: ATP binding; protein kinase activity.
UCGUCGCUGUGAAAAUGUCAGCUCAAUGGUGGUGAUUCACACUCUGCUUGUUUUGCGCGAGCGUCAAUCGGCUACACGUUCUGUGUUACAAUUGACUGCAAUUUGACCACCUUCUGCUCGAGCUGCGAGCAGGGUGAUGGAGGAACCACUGAGUCAAGGUGCCUCACCGUCUAGCGAUGGCAACUUUUCAGCAGGCGGUGGCAGGGAAAUCAAUUCGACUACGGUAGUUAGUCUAGAUGAGAGGAUAUUAGAUAUCACAUCACGGCAUUCCUUAAAUGUUCUUAGAACACCUCCGACCAAAAAGGCAAAGAGAGUUCGAUUCUUCCGCAAUGGAGACAAAUAUUACACAGGUGUAGUGAUGGCAGUGACACCUGAAAGAUAUCGUAGCUUCGAUAGUCUCGCGUCCGAUCUAACUCGUGCUCUAGUAUCGAGCGUGACCCUGCCAAAUGGAGUACGAGCGAUAUAUACCAUGGAUGGUCGUAAGGUACAAAGUGUCAGCGAUCUGGAGGAUGGCAAGUGUUACGUGGUAUCUGGCCAGGGCGAAAUCUUCAAAAAAGUCGAAUAUUCAGCGUCUAAGGUCCGUCGUGGCAGCUCGCUAUCUGGAUUACCACAAUCGCCAGCAGCUAGUAGUGGUGGCGGUGGUACCGGCAGGCAGACCAGCGCCAUUCCGUUGUGCGUGAAAGCGCGCAUCGUGACGCUGAUCCGCCACGGUACCAAGCCACGUAAGGUGAUGCGGCUAUUGUUGAACAAACGCAACGCGCCGAGUCUUGAACAUGCAAUGGAAGCGAUUACAGAAGCUGUAAAACUGGACACCGGAGCGGUGAGAAAGGUGUACACAUUGUCAGGUCAGCAAGUUACUUCGCUCGAGCAAUUCUUCGAGAAUGAUGAUAUCUUUGUGGCUUACGGCCCAGAGAAGUCCGUACAGGAAGAUUUUGAGCUGGACUUUGAGGAGAGCAAGUGCGUGCAGAGCUUCCGUCGUUGUCCAUGGAAUUCUAAGCGACAAAGUGGUCCAAUGCCGCGAAUGCCGAGAAAGUCUGGUAAAAAGACACUCACUACGCCACAAGUCAGGACUCCGAGUCCAUCAUCUUUGAUACUGCCACAGCCUCUGAGAAUGCAUUAUACCGUGGGACAUAUAAUUGGAGAUGGAAACUUUGCUGUUGUUAGACAUUGCACCCACAAAUCUAGUGGUGCUGAAUAUGCUAUGAAAAUUGUGGAUAAGUAUAAGUGUCAAGGAAAGGAGACAAUGUUAGCAAGCGAGGUAGCGAUACUAAGACAGGUUUGUCAUCCCAACAUAAUCAGCUUGAUUGCGGAACAAGAUACUGCCGAUCAACUAUUUUUAGUCAUGGAACUCGUUAAGGGUGGAGAUCUAUUCGAUGCAAUUGCAGUGGCGACAAAAUUCUCCGAAUUAGAGGCGAGUGUGAUGAUUAGUCACUUGACUUCUGCCUUGGCUUAUUUACAUUCGCAUCAUAUUGUACAUCGCGACGUAAAGCCGGAAAAUCUCCUGGUUGAAUUAGAUGGUAGUCAUGUUAGGUGUUUGAAAUUGGGUGACUUUGGACUUGCGCAGAUAGUGCGAGAACCUUUAUACACAGUCUGUGGUACACCUACUUAUGUAGCACCGGAAAUCCUCGCUGAAACCGGAUAUGGUUUAAAGAUUGAUGUAUGGGCGGCUGGAGUAAUCCUAUAUAUUCUCCUGUGUGGUUUCCCUCCAUUCGUAUCGGUAGAUAACGAACAAGAGGAAUUGUUCGAGCGUAUCUUGAGCGGUCAAUACGAAUUUACAUCGCCGUAUUGGGAUACGAUAUCAGAUUCUGCGAAGCAGCUCAUCUCGAACAUGUUGCAGGCACAGCCAGAACUUCGUUUUAGUGCAGAGGACGUACUAGAUCAUUCGUGGCUCGCGAGCUUUCUAGGAGGCGAGCAGACCGCAGCAACAGCACCCGACACACCGGCGGAGCAAUACUGGAAUCAGCAGUGUAAGCCGAUAAGAAUGGCCACCUUCGAGUUCGACUUCAAGAAGCAGCGCAAUCAACGACAGGAUGACGAUACCAAGAUAAGAGCCGAGUGGAAAAAUAAUAUUGAUUAUUGUGAUGUACCGCAAUUUAUCGAUGCAGAGAGAAAAUUAGAUGAGCGAAAUCACGAUGAAAUCGAUUUUGCCAAUGGCAAUAGCAAUGAAAAUAAUUUAGUAAUUCUUAGUUCUGACUACUUGAAAGAUAUCAAUAGUUUGAGCCGAUCAAUGCAUGAUUUAAUAGACAAUUUGAAUGAUAAUAAAAUACCACGACGUCGUCUCAAAUCGCAAAGUGCUACUUCGUCGCUCAAUAGCAUUCCAGAGAAUUUGAACGUAUAUAAUUAUCGCAGCAAUUCACCGAUUCGUUGUAACGAAAUUGCUGAGAAAACAGUCGUAAUUUCUACGAAUCAUCGAGGCGAUCAGAAAAACGGAAACUCGUCGAAAGAACCAAGAUAUCUUCACUUGAAUUGUGAAACGGCGAAAUCAACGAAUAAAUCUGUCGUCAUGAAUCGGCGAAGUAAAUGCAAUCAAAAGAACUUGUAUGAGGUGAAUCGCGAAAACAGAUUCGACAGCAAUGACUUCCGUAACAGCAAUGCAACUGCGUCAACGUCGAGUGACAGUCUGACUGGCAACAGUUCCACUGGUAACGACAUUGAGACUUCUGACAGUUUUGUAAACAUUCAAUUCGCACGAUUGGCACGUGGGCAAAGAUCGAGCUCAACGCAAAGCAUGGAGUCGACUGAUAGCUUUGAGAACGUGAGUUUCCGGUAUACAAAUCAGAACAACUGUCCCAAGAAUCAUUCUUCACAGAUUUCUUCGAAGCUAGAGAAUAAUCAGGAUCAGAAUACGUCCCCCACAAGAGGGAUACUGCAGUCCCAAAUAGCUGUAUGGAAUACAUUGAAGUUACCUAAAUCAUUAAAUAAUGAGAUCGAUAAAAAGAAUUGCAAUAAUCCGUUCCGUAGAGUUAAAGAAAUAGGCAAAUGCGCAAAGAAUGAGCCAGUGAAGCUGCGACAUGAAAGAUACAAUACUAGGAAGAGUCAAAUAGACUCGAGAAAUGCCAAGAGCAAAAGAUAUAGCUGUUUUUCUCCAUGCACAACGAAGAGAUCAUCCGAGGAAGUGGGCAACAGCGGCAGUGACGAUAAAGUCGCGACGCGGAAGUUUAGUUCAACGGACGAAUUGCGCGACGAAGUAAGACAGAAACCGCUACCACGGACGAAGCGAUUCAGUCUGUAUUAUACACCGCAGCCGUUGAGGAAGACAUACGAAAACGAACCGAAAAUCGGAAGAAUCACGUACAAGUCAACAGGUCAUACACAGAGAUCUGAGAUGAGCAAAGGAAAAAACGAAGAGGAGAUGGAAAGAAUAGAUAGGAGCCGAAGAUCAGUGAUGGACGCCUCAACGAUCGCUAGCAGGAGUAAAUCCAAUAGGCAAAAUGUUCACAUGAGAUCAAGUGGCGUAUUGAACACAACCAGGACGAAGUGAUUUGAAAUUGUGUGGAUGAUGCACGCCUAAUUCACGCAUCAAAACGACGAAAUCCAAAGUCUAAGCGCUUUAAGAAUGAGACAAUUGCGAUUUUUAUUAACACUGCACUGGUUAAAAUCCAUUAAGUUGGUUGACAAUUUUUUUUUGUGCAAAGCGAUUGAAAAG